Messenger RNA from Diabrotica balteata, 1811 nucleotides. The record is from the annotation of a GenBank genome assembly. Lineage: Eukaryota; Metazoa; Arthropoda; Insecta; Coleoptera; Chrysomelidae.
UUUAGUUUUAUUCAAAAUCGUAUUUUAUACAAUAGCUUUAUAAAAUUUAGAAUGACAAUAAAAUUACAUAUGAAAGUGAAUUUAAUGCUAAUGAUUUUUUAUUAAUUUUAUUAUUUUAUAAAGUUAUUAAUUUUGUUAUUGUACAUAUCGAUUUUGACUUAAGAUUAAAAUAUUUUUGGAUAUUUUCUAUACUAGACAAUUUCAAUUAGUGUAAUUCAAAAAUAAUAAUUAAUUCUUGAGAAAAUUAUGAUUUAAUUGUUUGAUGAUAAAACUACAUAACCUCUAUAACUUCUAAAGGAAUGGUAAAGGAUGAGAAGGAAUACCCUUAAGUAAAAAGUAUUUAACAAUAAUUAAAACAUAUCGAUAAGAAAAUGGGAGAUGACGAGGAUGGUAAAGAGUAUCGGUGGGAGACUGGAUAUGAAAAGACAUGGGAAGCUAUUAAAGAAGACGAUGAAGGAUUUUUACAAGCCAGUGUAGCCGAUAUCGUCCAAAGGGCAAAAAGAAAACGGCAAGCCCUAAAACAUGGAAGCCAAAAGUUGGGGAUGAUGAGACAUUUAUUCUUGCUGUUGGAUUGUUCUGAAGCAAUGGCCAGUCAAGAUCUCAAACCAACAAGGCUUAUAUGCACCUUAAAGCUCUUAGAAAUAUUCUUGGAAGAAUUUUUCGACCAGAAUCCUAUAAGUCAACUAGGAAUUAUACUUAUGCAAAAUAAACGAGCAGAGAGGAUCAGUGAACUAGCUGGGAAUUGUAGGAAACAUAUAAAAAUGCUCAGUACUUUAAACAGAACCAGCUUACAAGGUGAACCAUCUCUUCAAAAUGGUUUGGAAAUGGCUUUAUCUUCAUUGAAGCUACUCCCUUCUCAUGCCAGUAGAGAAAUCUUGGUUAUAAUGGGUAGCUUAACUACUUGUGAUCCUGGAGAUAUUACUAAAAGUAUUGAAAAUUUGAAGCAAGAAGGUGUUAGGUGUUCAGUGAUAGGUUUGGCAGCUGAAGUACAUGUGUGUAGACAACUGGCAAAUCAAACCAAUGGAAUUUACAAUGUAAUUCUUGAUGAUAAUCAUUUUAAAGAUUUACUACUCCAGCAGGUAGAUCCGCCUCCUGCUGCAUUGUGCCUUGAGUCAAGCUUGAUCAAAAUGGGAUUUCCUCAUCAACUGAAUAAUGAAGGGUCUGAUGAACCUCUAACUAUGUGCAUGUGUCAUGUAGACAGUAUAGAAGAUGGUAGUAAACUAACAACAGGAGGUUAUUAUUGUCCUCAGUGCUUCAGCAAAUACUGUGAACUUCCUGUUGAAUGUAGAGCCUGUGGGUUGACAUUAGUAUCAGCUCCACAUCUAGCAAGGUCCUAUCACCAUCUUUUUCCAGCUGCCAAUUACAUAGAAGUAGAUUUUGCUAACCAGGCAACAAUUUGUGCUGCUUGUCAGAGAUCAUUUGGAGAAACAGACAAACAGGUGUACAGCUGUCCAAAUUGUAAACGAAUAUUCUGCAUAGAUUGUGAUAUAUUUGUUCAUGAAACUUUACAUACUUGUCCUGGGUGUGCUACAAACCCUCUAAAGUUUCAAAUAGCCCUUACUAACUAAUUUUUUCAUUACAAAGACACUUUUAUAUAAAAAUGAGGAUAAGAAGAUGUGGUCAGUAAAAUAUGAUGAAUUAUCUAGCAUUAAACAAAUGUGAAAGUAGAAUCAAUAUAAAUUGUACUUUUUAUUAAUUAUUAUAAUUAUAUAAAACAUAUUUUUAUUUCUAGAAUUUCUUUUGUCAGUAUGAAAUUGAGUUAUUGUUUGUUCAAUCUUGUAAAUUUAUUUUGAAUAAAUUAUUUAAAAAUU